GAUGUUUUUGCUUGCUUAUACAUGCAAUUAAAAGUUGGUGUAAACUUUCAGAAAAAUUAUUGGUAUAGACUAAACUGGGACUAAAUAAGAACAAGUCAAACUAAAAUCGGCUUUUGCUAUUUGCAUAUAAACAAGAUUCCUGUUUAGUGACAGCCAAUUCGAACUGGAAUUCAGUUUUUUCAGUAACAGCGAAAGCAGAAGCAGCCAAAAUUGAACUUCCAUUGUGCUCUAUCUUGAAGCGGUCAGCUACAUGAAUAAAACGAGUGUAUUUAUGUGAACGGGCAGUCCAAAGAGAGUGUAGCAAAAAUAGGAAUCCAAGUGAUUUGCCGUGCUGUCAAAAUUUGAAGUUUUCGCAACAUUUUUCAAUAAUGACGGGUAACCUAUGGGGCUGAAAUUUUGAAAUAUGCAAAUGGUGUAAAAAAUUCCCAAUGAAAUAAAUGCGUGAAAAGUGUUGGUUCACAUCUCUGGAUAUAAUUGAAUCAGCCUGUUUGAAAAAAAUAGUGAAUGACGAGUUGCAGUUUUAUUUCGAGGAAUUAACAGUCUCGGAAGAGGGUUUCAAUUGAAAAGUAGCAGUAGAAAAUACAGUGAAAUUCAGUCAAAUUGUAGAAAAGUGCUUGGUGAAAAAUUGUGAAACAGGUUUUUUUACUGUUGCCCGGUGGUUUGUGGAUAUAGAAAUUUUUUCGAAUCUUGCUUAGCAAACCGGAGCCAGCGCCCCAGUAGAAUUGAAUUCGGCUUGACUUGAAGAAGAAGAAAACAGUGAGUCAGUCAGUCAGCUAGCGAAGGGAAAAGAGCGACGAUUAUACGGUUGAGACCACGACGACUGCGAUCGAUGCUCGUUUAGCUGCUGGCUGCUGCUGCUGUUCGUCCUCGCUGGUGGUGGUGGCGACGACGGCCACGGCGGCCAUAUUAUGGCUGAGGAAGAGUUGAUGGUCGUGCUGCGAAAGAGCGAGGAUGCAACGUUCGGGUUCUCGUUGCUCCGGACCGAUGGUUUCCCGCAUGUCAUCUACGACAUCGUGGAGAACUCGCCGGCGGCCGAGUGUGGUGAGGUCGAAGCCGGUGAUGUUAUCGUGAAAGUAAAUGGAACCGACGUGCACGGAUUCACCACUAAAGAUGUGCUGAAAUGCCUGCGGCUUUCCACGGAUCCAGUUACACUAGAGCUAAAAAGAGAUCCCAAAAUCAAAGCUCACGUCCGUAAGUACCUGGCCUCGAUUAGCAAUCAACAUCCGCACUCGGAGGGUCAUCAGCUGCAGAACUCGAAUCCCUCAUCGCCAAUUUAUAACCGUCAUUCGCCGGCUUCACCACUGUCUGAGCGUGGUCCAAGUCGUAUCCAGUCACCCGCGUUGACGGGUGGCAGUACAGCCGGUCGAUACGGCCAUCGAGUUUGUACUUCCGAUCCAUCAUGCCGACCAUCUCGCAUUCCGCAAGCCGUACAGUCAACCAAAAAUUCCUGGAGCGCUCCGCAGUCACCACACGGUUCUAAAGCCCUCCGCCCUUCACAGAUACCGACUGCUAACGGCACAGUCGCGCAGCAAAGCCAUCAGUACAGCCAUCAGUAUUCGUCAUCAGCAUCGGCGUUCUAUCAGCAGUCUCAAUCGCAGCAACAACAGCCGCCGCCGAAAAAAGGCUUUGAAGCAUUCAUGAUGACCGGUGAUUUGAUUCUGAAUCUUUCGAGAACGCCGCAGAGCUCCGGAAUACUGCCGCAAGCCAAGGCAAAGAUCGACAGCUUGCGGGACUCGCCCAAUCACCGGGCAAGUACAAAGCGGAAAAACGGUGCGAUUGCACCCCACGCCAAAUGUGAUUCGUCUCCGUCGUCACCAUCGAGUGAAAGCUAUUCGGAAAAUCAGGAUAAACUACAUAAUCAAUCCCAACUCGAACAAUCAACGAAAAAGAGCCGGAAUCAACUGCAACAGGCGAUACAAGAUCAAAACGAUCAGAACACGGGCAGCUCGAUAGAGUCUAUAGUCAACAGUAGCAGUAAAAAGCUCAGUGGAAUCGGCAGCAAUCAUAAUAACAAUCACAACAACAACCCGUUCAUCGAAGACAGUCAUAACAACAGUGGUUCUGCGCAUGCUGCUGCUACCGGUGGCCAAACCAUUGGUAGCAGUAGCAAUAGUGGAAGUAGCGUUGACGCGGUAGACGAAGAAGAAGAGAAUGCAGAUGAUCUUAUGGAUUUGGGAAGUAAUCGAACAAACACAAGUGGCUGUGUGUCAUCCUCGUUGCUAGGAGAACGGAACUCUGUUCGACGUGACGUUCGCCAGGGGCAGGUUGGCAGUAAUAAUAGUACCGGUAGUGGUGCUUUAGUGGUAGGUCCGGCAUCUAGCAUUGUUAGAACAGGAAGUGAUAGUGUCGACAGCAGUAGCACUGCUGUGACAAAUGGCGACUUACGACACUUCCACAAUUCUACCAGCGGUAAGGAGAGAAGCAAAUCAUCUUCGUCCUCCGGAGGUGGGGGUACGACAGUCAAGAGUGACAGUUCACCCGAAAUGAGCUAUUCUGUGCCAACAUCACCAACGUCUCUCUCUGCUGCACCUAUUUUUGAUGGAUAUUCAUCCUCAUUGAAGAAAAAGGAAAUGUUACUUGCGAACUCGGUUCCAACCAGUCCGGAAUCAGGCUCGCAGGAAAUUGUUCGUCGCAGCGGCAGCGGCAUUCACCACCCACAUCAUCAUCACCACCAUCAUCACCACCAGCAUCAUCAACAUCUCAGUAGUAACAACCAAUCAGUAAAUAGUGGAGGUGGUGUAAUAGCAAGUGGUUCUGUUGUUGGUACCAGUGUGAGUGGGUCUGCGGCCGUAGUACGGAAAUGUGAUGCUGCUGGUUUUCGAACCAGCCGAUCAGAGGAUCAUUUACAGCAGACGCAGCGAGAUGGUGGAAUUGGAGCAGUAGUGCCAAUAGACAUCGACGAGGAUGUCAAUAGUUCGCUAAACACAUUGCUAGAUACCCGACAUGAUUCGGAGGAACCGCAGGGCUCCGAUCACGAUCGAAUAGUAUGGACCUAUAAUGCCCCAAUAUCGCAAACCAAUGGCGGAGGCGGAACCGUAGGCACUGGAGUCAUAACUUCCCCCAUCUCGCAUUCCAGUUCGAUGAGCUCGUCGCCGCAGCGGUCAGCCAGCGACAGUCCUGCGUCGCCAACUUCUGUUUCUUCAUCUGUGAUGUCCUCUUCGGGCGGUUCCAAGGGUGCCAACGAUAACACCCACAAUGGGUAUAGUAACAGUGGCUUCGACGGAGGCCGAGGGGGAAACGGUACGCACAGUAAUCUGCAGAGUUUAAGUUGCCAGAACGGUGGUGGUCUGGGUCAGAAUGCAGGGUGCGGAGGAACAAUGGAUCAAAGCGUUUCGGAAGCGGUGUCAAAUAUUUCUAGCCCGGACUAUCAGGAUGAGCACGAUUUACUGAGCACUCGCGAUUUAGCCGCGAUGACAAUCAGCGAUCCUAGUGAUUCUGAUUCAACGAUUUUGGUUUCUGAAACAACGCAUCGAGUGCACGAUCGCGAUCGUGACCGUGAUCAUAAAAUUGUGAUACAGGUUAAGGGAAUGCAGCAACAAUUGCAACAACUUCAACAUCACGACGGUCUUCGGUAUUCCGAGCUCAAAGAUUCGGAAGAUGAACUGGCAACACUGACCGAGGAUAUGCAAGCGAUGUUGACAGGACAAGACAGUAGUCAAUUUGGAAAUGGCAGUGGUCGUGAAUCAUCACCACCAGUUUCGGAUGAUGGAAGCGACGUUGACUCGUUGCAUUCGUUCCACUAUUCUCCGAAGGCUGUGGAUCUUCCGUCAGCCGAGCGUUUGGCCAAGCGCUUGUAUUAUCUGGAAGGUUUUAAAAAGAGUGAUGUCUCGAGACAUCUUAGCAAAAACAACGAUUUCAGUCGUGCUGUGGCUGAUGAGUAUUUGAAAUUUUUCCUAUUCGAAAGGUUAACACUCGAUGAAGCGCUGCGUCUAUUCCUGAAACAAUUCUCUCUUUCGGGUGAAACACAAGAACGAGAACGCGUGUUGGUACACUUUUCCAAGCGUUAUCUCGACUGCAAUCCGGGUUCAUUUAACUCACAAGACGCCGUUCAUACCUUGACAUGUGCAAUAAUGCUACUGAAUACGGAUUUGCAUGGACAGAACAUCGGGCGUAAAAUGACAUGCUCAGAGUUUAUUGAGAAUUUGAGCGAACUGAAUGAUGGUGAAAACUUUCCGAAAGACAUUCUCAAGCAACUGUACCAGGCGAUUAAAUCGCAACCACUCGAAUGGGCAUUGGACGAUGAGUCUCCAGAUCAGCAAAAAGGUGGUGUUGGCCGAAAUGAGGGUAACUUGGGUGGAAACGGCGGAGGUGGUACCGGUGGAAGUUUACAAGGACCCCCUGUGGGUCAAAAUCCGUUCCUAGAUCCUCCGCAGCCAGCUGCGAUCGAGUAUAAGAAAGGUUACGUAAUGCGGAAAUGCUGUUAUGACACGAACUAUAAGAAAACGCCUUUCGGUAAGCGGUCAUGGAAGAUGUUCUACUGCACUCUGCGCGAUCUGGUUUUAUAUCUGCAUAAGGAUGAGCACGGUUUUCGCAAGAACCAGAUGUCGGACAACGUACACAAUGCUAUUCGCAUCCAUCAUGCUUUGGCCACCAAGGCUAGUGACUACACCAAAAAACAGCACGUCUUUCGGUUACAGACAGCCGAUCAAUCCGAGUAUCUGUUUCAAACCAGUGACUCUAAGGAACUGCAGUCGUGGAUCGAUACGAUAAACUUCGUUUGUGCAUCAUUCUCUGCUCCGCCGCUUGAAGGUGGUGUCGGUAGCCAAAAACGAUUCCAGCGGCCACUGUUACCCUGUACGCACACUAAGCUGUUGCUGCGAGAACAACUGGCAUCCCAUGAGGAGCAGGUCAACAAGCUUGAAAAUUUACUCGCUGAGCACAAAAGGUCGUCAAUUCCAACUAAAGGAUUAGCGUUGCAAAAUUAUAAAGAAAAGGAGGCUUAUUUACUUUACGAGCUGAAACGCUACAAAACCUAUUACUACCUCCUCAGUUCCCGUAUGAACUCGGAUCAGGCGCUGGAUUUCGAGAAUCUGCUAACGUUGGGCGAAAGCAGCGUUCUGAUGGAAACAGAUGAAAUAUUGCAGCGGAAUCGGCAAAACUCAACCGGUGCUGGUAGCUUCGGCAGCGCGGGCGCAAACCAAGCAAUCAUCCAGCAGCAACCACUUAGUCAACAGAGUCAGCAGCAGUUUCAACUGCAAACCAUCGGAUCGGAAACCCACAGCUCUGGAUCAAUCGGAGGCAGUGUGGCAUCCAACAGGCGCACAAAUACAAUGCAAGGGUUUUGAAUAGUUCAAACCUAAAUAGGAAUGACCGAAUUUAUAAAACCUGAGACGACCCCCUGUACAUUACGACUGCCUUUUACCAGUACCAGAACAGCCAUGUUUAUGAACAAAACGAUUACCACCAUAUCCGGAAUGUAGAAUCCCUGAGCCCUGGUGGCAGUAUGGCUACCGGUGAAGCAACCUCUUGUUGUCCAACCAUACUGGCUGCUAUGACCGACACCCUACGAUCCCUUUCCUAUCUCCUGCUUCCGCAAAGCCAUGUUGUCUCGAUAGGCGGCAGUACGGAGGAAAAUGGCCAUGCACCUGCAAACGUGACUGCGCCCUUCUACGGCCACAAUGUGUGAGUAUCCGUUUCAUCCUGAUUUCCUUGGGUGUCUAAUGUUUCAGUAAGCAACAUCACCUGAAACACUCGGUGUUGUACAUGUUGAAAUUGUUACAUAUGUAUAUGGUUAAUUGUUGUGCUAUCUGACAAUUCAAGUCGUUUGAUUUCCUUAAUCCCACAGAGGGAAGUUGAGUGUUAGGUCGAUUGACGAAUUUGGUUUGAACAGUUUUAUUUUUAGUUUAGUUCGGUUUGCAAAGGAGAUUUCAAAUCAGCGCUUUAUUUCUUUAAUGCUGCACAUUAGAUAAAAAAACGUUUUUCGACAUAAUACUUUCAACAGAAUGAAUGAGAAAUGAAUGAAUUCCGAAUCGAUGUCGCUUUGUUGCAGUAUGUUUGAGCUAAAUUAGUUUCAUAAGAGUAUGAAUAUCGAAAUUAUAAAUAUGAGAGAAAAAGAUUUUUCUUGAACGUUGUAAAUUUUACAAUUAAAAAUAGUAACUAAUAUAUGGACAAUGGCAUUUUAUACAUCCAUAGUUGCAUGCUACUGAAACAGAAUACAGCAUAAAAAAGUCGUUUACAUAAUUCGACUUUCAGUUUGAUUGGCCGCCGAUGAAAAAUGGCUGAACAAAUCGUUGUACUUGUUGUACUAGUUAGCGAACACCUUGAAUUUAAUGUCUUCAAAAUGUAUCCGCAUGUAAAAUGAGAAAAUGAUAAUAAUUUACUGCAAUCAAGUGCUGCCAAAAGGUAUUGGGCGUCCAGUUAACUAUGCUAACCUUCUGCUCAUGGCUCAAGAGAUCAAUAUGAAAGCUCCACCUGGUUCUGUUGUUGUACAAGUAUGAGUAUUAGCCGCUCCCUCUAGUACUAGUCUUAUCAAAUGAUGAUCCUCACGUAAAAAUAGCAGUCAAAGAAAUGUGGUUUGUUUUCGUAACAAGAUCGAUUUCUUGAUCUCAAAUAUCCAGGCCUAAUACAACAAAGCCUACUCAAACAAAUACAGAACGAAACUGUUUCGCAUUAAAAACAACAGGAAAAAAGCAUUGAUCACCAAUUUUGUAAUGAAUUUGUUGGAUGUAAAUCACUCGUAUGUAUAAAAUUUUAUACGUGAAAUAAGACUAUUUGCAGAUUCUCCAAAAAGAAAGGCAAUUGUAAAAACUUGUACGUGUCAGUUCUUUAAAAAGAUUUACAUUGCAGUGUGUAUAAACAUCUCUAAGGAAUAGGUAUUUAUUGAAGAAGAUAAAAUAUAGGAGUCAAAAAUUAUUCAAGAGAAAAAUGAAAUACAUAAACGGAACGCAUCAGAUUGUUUUAUAUAUUCAUAUAUAAUAACAUACAUAUAAAAAUCAUCCGAUUUUUAUCGUAAAAAAAGCGAGAAACAACAAACAGUUUGUUGGCAACUUUCAGUCCUACCAGAAACGAAUACAUAGGUACGAAAAUGCCCCGAGAAAUCUAAUCUUCCCUCUAGAAGGUAAUACACUUCGCAGCACGGUAGUAAUAAAAAUAAUGAUGUAAGAAAAACUCCUUGUAAAAACAAUGUUUGAAAACAGUGUAAUACUUGUCAAAAAUAGGAGACUGUCUAACCAACUCCGUUUUUAAGGGUGUUCUCGAAAAACUCCGAACAGGUUUAUUCGGUGGCAGAUGGAUCAUGAUUUUAAACCAAACUUCUUAACGACACAUAUAUACAUACGCAUACACAGAUAUAUAUCUACAACCCGUAUAGUGCAUUAUCCGAUUCCAAAAGCUGAAGCCGUGCGCAUCGGAGAACAAAAACAGACACUCAUGCCCCAUGCAAAAUCAUGCUUUGCGGCGUAUCAAGCAUCUAAAGUUUGAGCUGGCACAUCCGAAAUUUAUUAAAAAAAUACAUAAUAUUCAUUAAAUAAACCCCGAUUGAAAGAAUUAAACAAACAGUUUAUAUAGUAUUAUUCAAAUACAUCAAUUAUACUGGAGUGGGAGAAAAAGAAAUACUAUAAGGCAACAACAGGAAACCAAGUAUGUAAAAUAAACCGAAGAAAGUUACAAAAACA
Molecule: messenger RNA, 7613 nt
Organism: Wyeomyia smithii (pitcher-plant mosquito)
Lineage: Eukaryota; Metazoa; Arthropoda; Insecta; Diptera; Culicidae
Gene: Efa6
Product: PH and SEC7 domain-containing protein
Exons: 15
Coding region: 909-5285 (1458 amino acids)
Biological process (GO): regulation of ARF protein signal transduction
Molecular function (GO): guanyl-nucleotide exchange factor activity; protein binding; phospholipid binding
Source: RefSeq, a predicted model, not a curated record